UUAUAUUCUACAAUUAUGACUUGUCUUGGUGUUGGUUUUGCAAUGAAUUCUCAAAGCUUGUUAGUGGUUUAAUUACACGUCUACAAAUGCCACGAAACUAUAAUUGGUACAUCGAUUUAUAGCGACUGUCGAAGUUCUUCGAAGGAAAAUUCUGUGGUCUUUAAUCGGAGAAAAUUCCAUAAAGACGGUUUAUUUAUUCAUAUGAAAUCGCAACAAAUCCAACUUUCUUCUUUGAUGAUAGGUUGGAAAUUAAUUUUAAAGCUAUUCAUCACAAUCGAAUUAUCCCAAGUCCCAAAAUAUAUUUUUAAACAGCUCAAUUGUAUACGUAUAAAAACUAGAAAGAGCUCUUUCCUUAUUAUACAUGUAACUGGGCUUUAAAUUUAAAACGCUCGUGAACACACAACUAUCUCCACAUUGUCCAAUCAUACAAUGUAACCACAAUGUCACUCAAGCUAAUGGGAAACAUACGGUAAUGUGGUUUGGCAAGCGUGAUGUUUAUGGGCAUUCAGGAGGAGCAUUUUGACAUUAUUUAUUUGCGCUGGUAGACAUUUUACUUUAUUAUUUGAAUAGCUAUUGAGAAACUCUACGGUCCUCGAGAUGGAAAAGACAUUUAAAAUAAAGGAGUUCAACGAAUUCAUAACUUGUAGCAUUUGCACUGGAUAUCUUAUUAACGCAUCCACGGUCACAGAAUGUCUUCACACUUUUUGUCACAGUUGCAUCGUGAAACAUCUUGAACAGUACACGCACUGCCCAAGAUGCGAAAAAACCAUCCACCAUAGUCAUCCGAUGAAUUACUUGAGGUUAGAUAGAACGAUGCAAGAUGUUGUGUAUAAACUAGUCCCUGGUUUACAAAAGAGAGAGGGAAAAAGGGUGGAAAAAUUCGCGAGAAAAAGUGCCCCAAAUUCUAAACGCAAAGUCGAAAUAUCACAGAAUUCAGUACCGAGUAAAGUUACUGCACGGGGUACGAUUAAAGAAGAAAAUAAUUACCACAGGCAUGACGAGCAAGUUGCCAUUUGUCUGGAGUGUCAGAGAAUUCCUGAAAACAAGAAAUCGAUAAAACCACUACGAAAAAAGUACCUGAGACUGUCUUCGCAGGCGACUGUUCAAAUUCUUAGAAAAUAUCUCGCCAAGAAAUUGAAUUUGAAAAGUCACACUGAUAUAGACAUAUUUUGUAAUGAAGAACUGCUAGGAAAAGAUCACACUUUGAAAUUUAUAACACUCACUCGAUGGAAAUUCAAGAAAGGACCGUUGAUACUACAAUAUAGGUCGAGCUUGCAUCUUUUUUGAAAAGCGUCUGGUCCUAAAGAAGUUGGCCUUGAUAUUCUUAUACGUCAUGUUACUAUUUAUAUUUAUUGGCCUCAAUAUUCUUAUACGUCAUGUUACUAUUUAUAUUUAUAUAUAUUUACAAGUCUCCACGUUUUGGUGGCUGGCUUGUCGCUCACUAAAAACGAUUUAGCUUAAGAUGCAGAGCAGACUGACCUCAGUCUGCUUCUGAUGACAAAUUGUGUUUAUAAAUAUGUAACUUUUCAUUCAUCGGUAAACUAGUAAACGAUUUAUAACUUGA
Molecule: messenger RNA, 1564 nt
Organism: Xenia sp. Carnegie-2017
Lineage: Eukaryota; Metazoa; Cnidaria; Anthozoa; Malacalcyonacea; Xeniidae
Product: polycomb group RING finger protein 3-like
Exons: 10
Coding region: 598-1287 (229 amino acids)
Biological process (GO): regulation of transcription by RNA polymerase II
Cellular component (GO): PRC1 complex
Source: RefSeq, a predicted model, not a curated record